CCCGGGACAGUGGCAGCACAAAGUGACAGGAUUCUAGAAAAACUGACCAGUGGUGUCUAUUUUGUUCCUUAAAAACUCCUUAAAUUGAUUUACUCGAAGGAUCUGCACAAGUGACACUCACAAACCUUGCCUUUUUUCAAGUUAUUUCUUUUUUCUGGAAUUUCUUCCAUCACCAUCAGUGCGCGCCUUGGUGCGCCGGACCGACCCACACAGACGUCUCUUUUGCGUCGCGGCAUGUGGAUUACUUUGGCACUGAUCCUGGCAGCAGCCCUGGGUCCCGGGGGGGUCCGGGGGUGUCAGCUGCCCCACGACUGGAGACCGCAGACAGAAGCGUGCCGCGCGGAGCUGGCGGAGAUCAUAGUCUUUGCCAAGGUGUUGGCACUGCACAAGGAGUCGUACAGCGUGUACAACUACCUGCCCUGGCAGCACGACUCCGACCUGCUGUUCUCGGCAGAGAUCGAGCUGCUGUGCGACCAGGCGUGGGGCAGCAUGCUGGAGGUCCCAGCCGGCUCCAGGUUCAACGUCAGCGGGCUGGGUUACCUGCCGUGUUUCUCCUACAGCGUCACCAAAAACAACAACUACUACUUCUUUUUGAGAAUGGAUGAGAACUAUAAUAUUGUCCCACACGGAGUGAACUUCCAGGACGCCAUCUUCCUUGACACCCCAGAGAACCAUCGCACGUUUGCGAGCCUUUUCCAGUUUUCUAACUGCACACCUGAAACUCCAGUCCACAGCUUUAGCCCAGAGUGGGAGGCUCAGGAGGACAGCCGGUUGCUGUGCUCCACUGUGCAGAAAGCUCUGUUUGAAGAGGAAGAGAGGGUAAGGACUCUCUCCCAGAAAGUGCGUACCUUGGAGAAAGCCAAUGGCCACCUGAGGGAAAAGGUAAAGACACUGAAGCGCCUGCUCCGCCAGGCCCAGCGGGAAACAACAAAAGACCAACACAUCCUCAGCCUCAAGCAGCUCUUCGAUUCAAAGACCCCCCAAACUCACCCUGAUCAGGACACCACACAAGACCAAAAGAGCCAGCCACUCAGAAAGGUCAUGACCAAGAAGUUCAAAAACUAACUCUUUUUUUGUAUCUGUUAGUGUAAUCCAACAUUUUCUCCCAAUGAUGCAACAAAAUAAAAGGAUAAAGAGCAAAGUCAGGUGAGAAAAAAGCAACAGCAGCUAAUGAUUCAGUUCAAAUUAAGAUGGAUAUGAAUAUGUUAUUACAUCAUCCUUCUGCCUAAAUGUAGGAAUAUCUAUUCUGAUUUAUUGUUCUUUUUUAAGUGCUGGACACAACAUUUGGAUGUCACUUUGCUUUAUGAUGAAGGUUAAAAUAAAGAUUUUGUGUUUUUAAGGGCAAUAGGUCUCCUAUAUUUUAAGAUAAUGCCGUUUUUAAUACCACCCUUUGCAGCCCUAGGCUUUGAGGAACUUCUCCUGACUUUUAACUAAUUCAUUUAAAGAGUCAGCAACAGCAAUUUAAACGCUCUUAACGUAGUACCAAAACAUGGCCUACUUUUUCUUUUUAGCAAAAAGAAAAUACCUAUUUGCAAAGUGACUGCAUGAGGUAGAUUAAGCUUGGAUUCUUUUUCUCUCAAGACUUUCAGAGUUGUCAUUUUUUUUAUGUGAUUUGAGCUCAAUCAAAAUGUCUUUGUGUUUAAGUAUAAGGUGCUGAGCACCUAUUGUGUCCAGCCAGAGAAGCUGGUGUGCUACGGGAUUGGCUUUUUCUGUGUCAGAAAAGAACAGUUCUCUUUUUAUGCACUCUGUACAUGCUUUUGUUAUCAUUCUGCAUUUCCUAAACUAUAAACGUGUUGCUUUGCCAAUAGCAUAAUCAUUUACCAUGAUUUACUCAAUAAAUUAACUUUUUCUAAGUGUUUUAUUUUAUGAUGGUAAGAAUUGAUUACAUUUCACACACUAAUGGCCUGUCUGUUUUGAUAACGGCCCCAUAAGUUUAACAGUUCACAGCACAUAUCUGCUGACGAAGCAAACAUUGCAUCGAUCAAACUGCUAUAUGAUCACAUUCAUGUUUAUAAGAUUACGAGCUCUUCCCUCACUGAGUGGAAGAGCUGCUCACUGAGCAAUAGGGAAGGGUUUUAUAAUGUAAUGUCUGUUUCUGGUCCACACCACAGCUGAGAAUGAUUUAAUAUUCCAAAAUCUGCUACACUGAUAUUUUAAGAUGAAUGUGUCUGGAAAUAUGUCUUUUCAAAGAGCGGAACAAAGGGACCACUGAGAGAGAUGUAAUGCACUGUCAAUUCAGCCGAGAGUUUCAGACCUCUGUUGUAAUGGUUCUUGCUUCACGUGUAUUCAAGUCAGGCAUGAUAAAUGUUAUCUGGCAGGCACAGAAUGUUUAGUGUGAUUUGGUGCUAAUAAAUCAGAAGUUUCCUUAAAAAAAGGGUGCAUUGUCAGGUUAACAUUAAUAAUAAAAGUAAAUUAGCCCAACUUUGACCUUUUCUGCUUGAGCUGUAGUCCAAUUUAGAUCUAGCCCUCUUUCAGAAAGAAAACAAGACUGUUUCACAUGCAAAUCAUUCUGGCGGAUGAAAUGUUCAAUACACUUUCCAGGAGAGAUGAACUAAAUUUCUUCCAUAUGUCGGUAUUGUUUAAACUGAGAGUGACAGGCUGGGGGGUUUUUUUAUGGAGAGAAACUAAAAAGGAAAAAAAAGAAGCCGAUUUCGAGCAUGUUUAAUAACUGGGGCUUUCUUGAAAUAAAGCAGGACACAAGUGGGAAUUUACAAGCAUUUCUUUUUUCUUGUGCAUUGUUCAAAGUCCUGUGUUAAGGAAAAAAAAAGUGUGGC
This is a messenger RNA of Menidia menidia (Atlantic silverside), 2774 nucleotides long. The record is from the annotation of a GenBank genome assembly. NCBI's taxonomy places the organism in Eukaryota, Metazoa, Chordata, Actinopteri, Atheriniformes, Atherinopsidae.